Molecule: messenger RNA, 2559 nt
Organism: Carcharodon carcharias (great white shark)
Lineage: Eukaryota; Metazoa; Chordata; Chondrichthyes; Lamniformes; Lamnidae
Exons: 2
Coding region: 237-1427 (396 amino acids)
Biological process (GO): hemopoiesis; leukocyte tethering or rolling
Cellular component (GO): plasma membrane
Source: RefSeq, a predicted model, not a curated record
UGUUCCGUCGAGCAGGUCGUUAUGAAGGUUAAUGGUGCAUGAAAUCUUGUGGUAGCUUUUCGCGGUCAUGUUUGGCUUCAAAUGCUUUCAACUAAAUCAAUAUAUUUUUAAUAACCUUUGAGAAAAAUUACCAGCUGGAAGUAUCGCAAACCCAAGGCUGGAUUACACGAGUUGUGCAUUGCUGUGUCGUUAUCUGAAAGAGGUCCUUAUCAUUACCUUCUCUACCAAGCUACAAUAUGUCACUGCAAUGGUGCACCCUUCCUGUGUUUCUUGCUAUUGUAGCUGGUAUGGUUGUGAUGGGGCAGACCACAAGAGCAACACUGGAGUUAACUGAUUCAGUGGAAACAACUUCAGUUGGAGUGACCCAGAAUCCCAGCAAGUACUCUGAAAGCACCACUGAGAGUCUAGCAACUCUCCCACCUCUCAACCCGAGUUCAGCAACUCCCCCAUCUCUAGACCCGAAUUCAGCAACUCCCCCACCUCUCAACCCGAGUUCAGCAACUCCCCCACUUCUUGACCAGAGUUCAGCAACUCCCCAACAUCUUGAUCCGACGAGCACACCCCUUGCUGAAGCAACUGAAAGUCCCACCCAACUCACUUCCACAGCUGGUACUCCAACGACAAGUGCCCCAGUUUAUUCCACAACAGGGGUUCUGUCUCACACAACUCAAGAUUUCAAUGCUUCUCAACAAGCCACGAAUAAGUUGAUGGAAUUGUCUACUUUUCUACGUCUUGAAACAGAGACUGGUGUCAAUCAGGACUCUUCUCCCACUAUUGGAUCUCAGCAUUGGACAACUGAUGAGACUGGAACUGGAACCGACACACCUGAAAUCACAGCAGCCUCAACUGCAGUUACUAACACUUCAGAGGUUGGUGGAUAUGUCCAUCCAGAUAUACAGGUGAAAACCCAACCUCCUCCAACCAGUACUUUGACUUCUACAAAGAAGCAAACUACCAGCUUCCAUCCAGUGACCACUGGUGCCCCAACUGUGACAACUAUAACAAAAGCUAAUGAAUCAAUGCCCUUAAAUCCAACCAUUCCCUUUGUCAACAAAAUCAUCAAAACAACCACCAGAAGUUACAAUAGGCUUUCAACUGCUCAGGUUACGGCCAAGAAAAUGAGUCUGGUUGCUCAGUGCCUCAUUGCCAUAGCGAUUCUAGCAGGGGUUUGCACCAUCUUUGUCAUAUGCACUGUUGUCCUGUGCACCAAGCUCUCUACUCAAAGACAGAACUAUAGGGUCAACCGGACAAACGGCACUGAGCUGAUCUGCAUUUCUGCUCUGCUACCCGAGGACGAAAGAAAGUUGAGGAAAAAAAUGAGACCAAAACGGUUAAGAGACCAUCUCAAAGAGACUGCAGUUGGACAAAACAGUGACAGCGAUGACGAUGAUGACCUUACCCUCCACAGCUUUGUGACCGAACAUUAAGACCUUUCCCUUUACCUCCAGGUACAGGGCUCACUUCCUGGUCUCUAUAUAAUUAAGUAUGAAUAUUUGGAUAACUUGGUAGCUGGUGAAUUGAGUCUCAUGCUUUGAUUAAUAAGAAUGUAUCUCUGAGGACUUUCCAUGACUGAGGUCUGGAAAGGGUUGAUGAGCUCAUGAUUUGCUCUUCAUUGCAUUUUAAAGAUCUCCUGAUCGACUGAGCUCUCUCUGUUUUUUGUCCUGAUUCGAUUCAGUUGACACUCGUAAAGGACUUUGAGCUCAGUUGGCUAUACAAAACUUAUAUGUUAUAAAGAUUAUACAUUUUUAAGACUUUGUGUAUAUACUUUUUAUUAAAACAGUGAUGCAGACUUGCUUUUUGUCGCACAUUAAAGGGCAAGCUAGUUGGAUACUGAAUAUUCAUGAGGUCACAAAACCAAGAGGUAUCAUUAGGAAAAGAAAAGUUCCUAACAUCUGCCUGGAGGAAUUUGCCAAACUUGAGAGCGAACAUUUGAAGCAUUGAUUUGUUUCUGGUGGGACAUUGCCCAAUCCAAUGAUCCAUGGGAUUGAUUCUUUAACACCACAUCUCAAGACAGCAUCCUACUUUGCUAAAUUACUCUUUGCCAUUAAUUUAAUAGAGGCUUUUAAAAUUAAGAAGGAUUUUAGUAAAGUGAAAGGAGGAGACCUAUUUACUCUAGCUAUAGAGUCAGUAGCAAGGGGACCAUUGAUUUAAAAUGAUCACCGAGAGUUAUCAAAGAAUUGAGCAGAUGUUUUAUGCUCUACUAAGUGAAGUGUCACUGAAUCACAGAAUUUUAAUGGCACAGAAGGAGGCCAUUCGGCUCAUCGUGUUUGCACCAGCUCUCCAAAAGCAUUAUGACCUAGUGUCAUUGUCCUGCCUUUUCCCCAUACCCCUGUACAUUGUUUCUAUUCACAUAAUAAUCUAAUGCCCUCUUGAAUGCCUCAAUUGAACCUGCCUCCACCACACUUCCCCACAGUGUUUUCCAGACCCGAAUCACUUGCUGUGUGAGAAAACAUUUUACGAGUGGGAACAGCUUCUCCCUGUCUACUCUGUCCAGCCACCUCAUGAUCUUGAACAUCUCUAUCAAAUCUCCUCUUAGCCUUCUUCUCUCCAAGGAGAACA